GGCAAAUUCACAGGGACAACUGAAGUUUCCAGGAAUGAACAGAUUAGGGCUUCUGUUCAUACUUCACUGAUUAGACCAAGUGCCUUGGAUACAACGUAUCUACCUACUACUACACAACUUCCCACCCACGUUGACUAAUUUCUCUUUCAUGUUUAUUGAUAGAUCACAACGCCAAUCCCAUAAACAUCUCCAAAGCCCUUCGCAAAAGGUCUUAUCUCCGGACCCAGUGACCACAGCUCGCCGUGAUCCCCGGACUUAACCUGUCCUUAAACACCACCCAAGAUACAAAACGGCGGGAAUAAGCCUUGUUCUCCUCAACUCACCCCGUCCCAAGGAAUUGCGUGCUUUCUUGGGGAAAUUUAUCAAAUUCAACGAGACUGCCAAUCCAAGAAGAAAGAAAAAAAACAUGUGCUGUUUACUGCGCACCAACAAACCGAUGGGCGGCACUAGUCCCCGAUACGCGAUAUGACGUGAUUCGCUCCGCGUCUAGCAACAUCAAGCAUCGCUCCAUACACAAGCUCUCCCAGCACCCUCUAAGCCUUCCAUCCAACGUAAAGGUCGUUGUCCGUUUGUCCAUUGCCGUUCACGGUCCCGGCUUGCCUCGCAGUUCUUAUCAGAUGUGACGGAUUGGUGGGAUAAGCCACAAUCGGCACUGGUUAGAGGCACCCUUGCAUGCCACGAGUUUGGCAUGAACCGUCCACCUUUCUGAUCAGCAGGGUAGGAGAGAGAACGGCAGGGACAAGUGCCGUACCACUAAAAGUCGAAGAAGAGCUCGUCGACUGGAACGGCCAACUGUUGCGCAAUCCUAUCCAUGUGCUAUGCCAUCCUCUGAUGAACCAUCUUAGCCCACCCUUUCUUGCCAAUCCAACCCCCGCAUAGUUCGGGAGCGGGAUGUCGUGAUCUGGGGUAGAGGACGUACUACCUUGAACGGACUGUCGGAAGCUUAUAAGUAGGAGGGUGAUGUCGCGUGUGCUGGAAAGACGGAUCUGAACUCUAUCCAAAGCAGUUCGAGACUUGAGAGUCUGAGAUUGUUUCACCAUAUACACUUCACAGACACAAUGGCCCCCUCCGCUGUGGAAACUGAGACCACCACGGUCCCCAACAUCGGCAAUUUGAAGCUCAACGCCACCACGGGUCCGUACAAGGAGAUUGCCACAACCAAGUUCGAUAAGGAUGCUGAAGCCGGCCUGAAGGGCCACAAAGCCGCCAAGUACCCGCACUACCUCCCAACUUGGAACCCCAACGACAAGUACCCCCCACUCCAGCCGUUUGAGCAUUACGAGCACGGCAAGGACGCGGACCCAUCCUUCCCCAACCUUCUCCCUGAGAGCACAGCCGUCACCCACCUCACCCCAACCAUUGGCACCGAAGUCAAGGGCAUCCAGCUCUCCACCCUCAGCGACGCCGGCAAAGACGAGCUCGCCCGCUUCGUUGCCGAGCGCAAGGUCGUCGCCUUCCGCGACCAAGACUUCCGCGAUCUGUCCAUCGAGCAAGCCCUCGAGUUCGGCGGUUAUUUCGGCAGACACCACAUCCACCCCACCAGCGGCGCGCCAGAAGGCUACCCCGAGAUCCACCUCGUCCACCGCGGCGCAGGCGACAACUCAGUCGACAAGUUCUUCGCCAACCGCACCUCGUCCGUAGCCUGGCACUCCGACGUCUCCUACGAGGCCCAGCCUCCUGGAACCACCUUCCUGUACAUUUUCGACAAGCCCGAAUCUGGUGGCGAUACCCUCUUCGUCAACGCCGCCGAGGCCUACAACCGUCUUUCGCCUGCCUUCCAGGAGCGUCUUCACGGCCUCAAGGCCACCCACUCUGCCCACGAGCAGGCCAAUGCUUCGGCCUUGAGGGGCGGCAUCGUCCGUCGCGAGCCCGUGAUCCACGAGCACCCCAUUAUCAGAACCCACCCCGUCACAGGCGAGAAGGCCAUCUACGUCAAUCCUCAGUUCACCCGUGACAUCGUCGGCCUCAAGAAGGAGGAGUCCGACGUCCUCCUCAAGUUCCUCUACGACCAUCUCGCCUACGGCGCCGACUUCCAAGCCCGUGUCAAGUGGGAGGAAGGCACCGUUGUCGUUUGGGACAACAGAGUUACCCAGCACUCGGCGCUGAUCGACUGGAAGAAUGCCCAGCGGAGACAUCUGGCGAGACUAACGCCCCAGGCGGAAAGGCCGUUUGAGACUCCUUAUAAGGGUUGAAGAGGCAACAAGGCGGGUCAUGCUGUAACAUCUUUGUCGUUUCUUUUUUCUUGUGUAUGGGUAGCGUGCAUAUCAAUCUCAGACUGAAGUUGAGUCAUCUUUCAAUCAAUCGUAGCAACAGGUUCUCACUCAGACAAAUGGAAUAUCGUCAAGGGCUGCUUCCUGAGUUUCGGAUUUGAUUCCUGGCUGUGCUCUGGAUUCUCGGCGCCGUCUUUGUUCUAGUCUUCUAGCACGAAUACGAGAAAGAAAAUCGUUGGC
This is a messenger RNA of Podospora pseudocomata, 2450 nucleotides long. RefSeq lists its product as uncharacterized. Gene Ontology annotation, cellular component: cytoplasm. The record is from RefSeq and is a predicted model, not a curated record. Bases 1059 to 2192 code for a protein of 377 amino acids. Lineage: Eukaryota; Fungi; Ascomycota; Sordariomycetes; Sordariales; Podosporaceae. Gene Ontology annotation, molecular function: 2-oxoglutarate-dependent dioxygenase activity. The transcript has 3 exons.